UACAUCGGGAAUGUUGUUGUUGUAACUUGUGAACGUUAUGAUAAGUUAAUUAAGCUUGUCUGAGUUGUGUUAGGGUUGUAGCUCACGACGGAGAGGGAGCAAAAUGCCGAGAUGGAGGGAAUUGAAUACAGCACCGAGCCAUUUGAGAGCUUAUAUGAAGUGUACGAGGAGAUAGGAAGUGGGCAAUUUGCAGUAGUCAGACGAUGCAUAGAGAAGGAAACACGCACGGAAUACGCAGCAAAAUAUAUUAGAAAACGCCGAGUGGCAAACUCAAGACGAGGUCUACCACUUGAGUCUAUUGCACGGGAAGUGAGGGUAUUGCAGAAGCUGCACAACCACCAGAAUAUCAUUUCCCUGUAUCGUGUUUUUGACAAUGGGCAACAUGUCAUACUGGUUCUGGAACUGGUGCGGGGUGGAGAGCUGUUUGAACACAUCAGCGAGCGUGAGAGACUGUCAGAGGAAGAGGCUGCUGCAUUUAUGCGGCAGAUCCUCCAAGGGGUGACACAUAUGCAUGCAAACAACAUUGCUCAUCUAGAUUUAAAGCCAGAAAAUGUGUUGCUGCUGAGUAAGAACCGACAGCACAUUAAACUCAUUGACUUUGGCCUGUCAAGAAUGAUUACAGAAGCUGAGGAAGUUCGAGAUCUUAUGGGUACCGCUGAGUUCAUGGCCCCAGAGAUUGUCAACUAUGAGCCGCUGUGCCUUGCCACAGACAUGUGGGCCAUUGGGGUGAUAACAUAUAUCUUGUUGUCAGGGGCUUCACCUUUUCUUGGUGAUUCACAACAGGAAACAUAUAACAACAUCACUGCAGUAGAUUUUGCAUUUGACGAUGAAGAUUUUUCUGGGACGUCUGACCUUGCAAAGGAUUUCAUUAGCCAGUUAUUGAUAAAAGAUCCAAGACGUCGAAUGUCAGCUGAACAGAGCCUUGCCCACCCCUGGAUGGCGCCGCAGUCAAAGGAACAGGAAAUUGAGCGGCGUGACGCACAAACAAACAUGGAUAACUUUAAGUCAUACCAGGCUAGACGCAGGUGGAAGCAUUCCCUAAAAGUGGUGACUCUCUGCAAUCGCCUCUCAAGAAGUGCCAAGCUACGGAGUCAGAGUGCUGAACUUCUAGAUGCCAAAUCAAGUGCCAUAACAUUGCAGGAGGACCAGGAUGCCAGCUUUGUACUCUCUGCUCUUGUGGCAGCUGUGGAGGAGGGGAACUUGCCUGGCCUGGAAGAGCUGUUCAACAUGGCGCAAAACAUAGAUGUCAACAUGGCCAACAAGCAUGGUGAAAGUGCAAUCCAUCUAGCAUGUGGCCUGGGGCAGUUAGAAGCAGUGCAGUUCCUUGUCAAGAAAGGUGGUGAUUUGAAUGCCACUGAUGCCCAAGGUGACACCCCUCUACACUGGGCUGCUCGUCAGGGCCACGCACAAGUCAUUGCAUAUCUCAUUGAACAAGGAUCACAAAUAAACGCACAAAACAAAAAUGGAGAGUCGUGUCUCCAUGUGGCAUGCCGUUAUGGUCACACAGUUGUCGUUCAAAACCUGUGCCUUUGUAAUAUGAAUAUUGAUUUACAGGAUGAACAUGGGGAGACAGCGCUACACAUCGCAGUUUGGCACGGCUUCCCACGCAUUGUCCACCACCUGUGCUCAGCAGCAGCUAAUACGGAACUCACAGAUAAGGAAAAUCAGACACCCCUCCAUGUGGCAAGUGGGCGAGGUCAUGUAGAGUGCGUGCGGGGGUUGGUAGGUGCCGGUGCCUGUGUUGAUUGUCAGGAUGCCCAUGGUGCAACGCCUCUGCACCAUUCCCUUGCACGGCACCACACUCAGGCUGCUAUGAUUCUCCUCCAUGCUGGUGCAAAUACUGAUAUAACUGAUGAUCUGGGGGAGACUCCAAUUCACAUAGUGGCGAGGGAAGGUCUCCUUGCUCUGGCUCAGACUUUGUGUGCCUUUGGCUGUAGUGUUGAUGUUUCAAACAAAGCUGGCCUGUAUCCCCUUCACCUUGCAGCUAAGCAUGGACACACAGAGCUUGUUAGGUGCUUGUGCUUGGCUGGGUGCACAGUGGAGCAGAAGAGCCGAGAUGGAAUUCUGGCCGAGGUGUCUGCAAUGGCCCAAGGUUAUGAUGAUAUUGCAGAUCUCCUAAACAAGCUCAGAGGGGAACAACAGCGGGAGGAAUACAUCCAGCAGCUCAUUCCAAGUCCAUCCCCUAUUCAGCGAAUUAAGGUGAAGAUCCUUGGACACUCGGGCUCAGGGAAGAGUGCACUCGUUGAGACGCUUAAGACAGGAUACUUCUCGUCAUUUUUCCGAAGAAGCAAAAGCAAUGCAUCUUCAACUUCUUUAGGGUCGGCUGGGAAGAGUACUUCUGCAAUGAAAGGCCAUUUUGAGAUGGAGUCCCCAGUGAGCUCACGGCAAAACUCUCUUACCUUUGAACCUUGUGAAAACUACACAAGAGGGAUAGAUGUGCAACAAGUCAAUAUUUCAGGUGUAGGAGAACUGUCCUUAUGGGAAUUUUCUGGCCAUGAGGCAUAUUUCCCUGUUUAUGAUCAUUUUAUUGGCAACACUUCCUGUGUUCAUCUCAUUGUGUUCCCACUGAACCAACCAUUUGAUGUCCAGCUACAACAGUGUUCUUUUUGGAUGUCUUUCCUGCAAGCACGCAUUCCUCCUAUGGAACCCCUUAAUGUACGAGGGAAACCUAGUAAGGCAGCCAAGGUGGCCCUAAUUGGCACUCAUGCUGAUGUGGCCCAGUGUCAUCGUAAUGCCCAAGGGGAAUAUAUUGCUCCUCAAGUGCAUCUACUACAGGAAAAGCUGCUUGACCUCUUUGGUGAUGUGUUUGAGGUCCAUGAUACUGUGUAUGUGAUGGAUGCAACUGCACCUGGAUCAGCUGCCUGUCGUGCUCUCAAACAGUAUCUUGCAGAUUGUAAGGCCAAGGUCACUCAGGGCUGGAGUGGAGCCAGUGUGGCGUAUGCUGUGGGGGCAGCUGUUAGCGGUGACGGGUAUACGAUCCUGCAGCCUGAUGCGUGCGAGGGUGUACCAAAGGUGACAGGUUUCUUAGGAGCUGUGGUGAGUACCCUGGCAGAUUGGCGUGCUUCUCUGGGAGAAUUUCCUGUGGUGUCUUGGCCGCAGUUUGUGGAUGUGACUCACCAGCGUGUCAAUCCUCUGGCUGGGGAAGAACACUUGAGAGAGGUUGUGCAACAGCUUCAGUUAAUGGGUGAGGUGGUGUACCUCAAGGCAGAAGCUCAGGACCUUGUUGUUUUGGAUCCAUCUUGGCUCACACAUCACCAGCUGGGGCAUCUCCUAUCAACACAGUAUGCUCAGCAUGCUCGUGUUACAGGAUGUUACACUGUUGAUGAUUUCCAAAUGAGUUUCCCAGAGUGUGAUGCAUUGGAUCUGCUACAAGUUCUUGAAGCUUUGCACCUGUGCACACAGUGUGACAAUGAUGGUGAAAUAGAAUAUGAAUUUCCCUGCUUCAACCAAGUGGAAACCCUCGAUGGCUUGUGGGAGAAAGGAGAUCCUCGAUAUACCAAUGGAGUUUAUGGUGGGGUGCGGCUGAGGUCACCAGCACCCACACAAUACAUUCUUCCACCUAUCUACAUUAGAAUGCAGGUACAGCUAAGAAGAUCCUGGCAAGAAUACCCAGAGCGAGACACAGACUUGUACCAAUGGUGUGGGGGGUCAAAGUUCUGUUCUGGACCCUUAGAAGCUCUUCUUACCCUAGAGGAAGGAGGCGAGGCAGUCGAGGUUAAAGUCAGGGGUCCACCGGAGGCAGGCCAUGUAGCCUUCUUCUUCAUGGAGGACCUUUUAGCCAUGAUCGAUCAGGUGCUAGUUGAGAUGUGUCCAGGGCUGGUUUUGGAGAAGCAUGUCCUCAGUGCUGAACAGUUGAGCUCUCAUGCUUCAACAGUGUAUGCUUGGCCACCAGCUGACAUAUAUACUGCCUUACUCAGUGGAGGAGUCCGUGCUUCACUCCAAAACCCUCUCACUGACAAGGAGGAGUCAUUCACCCAACUUGUUUGCUUUGGAUCACAGGAAGUUGUGUCAAGCAUUGUGGUGGGUGGUGAGGUACACAUCUCCAGCCUGUGCACGGUGACUGUCCAGCGUUUGGCUGCGCUCAUGGACCCUGCACAUCCUCGAGGCUCUGACUGGUGUGUUCUUGCUGUCAAAUUGGGUUUGCAACAGCUGUUGCCAUCCCUUGAUACCCAGAGUAGUUCUGCUCAGCAUUCCUCAACAGCAACUCUGUUACAUUCUUGGGGACAGUCAACUACUGCUACUUUAGGCACUCUAGUGAAAGAGCUUAGAGGGAUGGAGCGUGAAGAUGCAGCUGUAGCAGUUAUGUGUGGUGCCCCCCUGUACCAGCUAGCUCCCCCUGAUGAGGACACAACAUCAGACUCACCGCCUAUUUCUUCCACCUCAGCUACCUCCACUUCCAAUCUCUCCAGAUGAGCACGGACACCACAGGAGUCAUAAGGGUUAAAUUGGUUCCAGAUCAGGAUUGAAGAAAGUCAGUGAUGUGUAAUUUCAAUGGCUAAAGAGUUACUUCCCCAAAACAAGCAAACAAUUAAGUGUACACAAAACAAACAGAUUUUUGAAUGUCUUGUGAUAUUUACAUUUCCUGUCGUGCAUAAUGUUUUACAUAGUGUUAAUUAACUUUUCCCUAAGCUUCCCCCUUACCCCAAGGCUCCUGUGUUUUUAAUGCUAUCAGCACAAAUAUUUAAUAGGUAAUAGAAUGACCUUUUAUGCAAGUGAAGUUCCAGUAACUAAAAUAAGUUGUUAAGAAACUUGCAUCAUCUUGAAUAAGAAAAGGCUAGUUAUCCUUCAAAACCUUUUUCUUUAUUUUGUUGUGAUAGUCACAUCUUUGAUAACUGAUAAAUUCUUGCUGAAGUCUUAUAAAAAGUGCCAAGUCACCAUUAUGAUAUGUGAUCAUGGCUACAUACCUUUAUGACAGGCUUAGAACUAAACAUUUUUCUUCCUCUCAAAAAUUGUAGUUUGGUGUUCUAACUCCAUGUGAUAAUGUAUUUUGUAGGUUAUGAUACUCCUAAAAUCACAGGAUCUGCCCUUCUUUUGAUGAGGUGUUGAUGAAAUAAAAUAAUCAGGUGAAAUUGACUUAGUCCUGUAACACACUCAACUCUACAUUUUACUUCAUAUUGUGUAGCAUUUGUUGUAAGAUAGAAAUCACCAUUUGUGCUAUAUAAAGCUGUGAAUGCUUUAGUCUUAAUUGUAGUAUUUGCAUGAGUCAAAACAAAAUUUUAUUUAUAUAUUCUUUUUGUAUGAAAUGCUUGAAGUUUUUUUUUCGAUGAAUAAAUGGAAAUGAAUUGCUUUGUUAUAUAGAGGUAGGAUAUAUACCACUUUGGGUGUCAUUCCAAUGUAUUAUUAAGUUUUAUGUUUUAGAUUGUUAUUAUUGGUGUAGGUGCAUUUAAUUACACCCUCAAAUAAGAAAACACUGGAAACCCUUGAUAGUUGGCCAGCAUAGCCUUACCAGUCUUGCACAAAGCUACUAGUAUUACUAUGUAGUUGCUUUUUAUAUGGACCCUAGUGGCUGGCUGCUAGUCCUCUGCCAACCCUUUCAUGGGAAUGAUAUGCAGUGUUGUUGGAAAUAGUCAGGAUCCCUCUUUCCCCAAAGGUCUAAUGUCCUUUCUGCCUGGAUGAUAAUCUCAGAUAACUACCACUAACAAUAAUGUAGGAAGUUCCUACCAUAGAACUGAGGAAUGAUUAAAUUUUGAUAUGUGAUAGGUCCAAAAAUCAGAAGAUUAAAGAAAUAAUCCCAAUGAUUGAUUAGCAGAACAUAGAAUCAAACUCUAUUCAUCUGUAUUUGAUGAGUAGGUAGGAUAAUUAGCAAAACAGUAAUCAGGAUACAGAACAGUAGUAAUAUUAGGAAGUAUAGGGGGUACGUGUAUUGAAGUUUGUGAAGGAAUAUCAGAAAUCAAGAUUUUUAUUUACCAUUAUUUUUUCUCAUACUGAUGACAGUUUUUUUCUACUUUUACUAGCAAUGGUUUAAAGUGUAUAGCAGUUUACUUCUUUGUUCUUUGGAGCAAGACCCUUUUGGCUGUGUAUAAAGUAUGCUCAUGUCUUUUUGUUAAUAAUUUCCACUAUUUUUAUUGAUUAGAUUAUGUUCAUUAUAUCUGAAUUCACUAGUUUAAAAGGUACUCUCCAAUUUAUUAUUAAAAAUGACAGGUUUUAAUUACUCAGAUUGUAUAUAUUAUCAUAUUCUCUGAUGCUGAGAAACCACAAGUAAGGUGGUGGUAUGUAAACACAACUCAAUUUGUUAAUGGAAACAUUAAGGUAGUUUUAAAUGUUUCAGUCUUUUUAAAUAUGCUUUUGAGUUUGUGUUUGUGGGUAGUUAUACCAUUGUUAUUGUUGAGCUGAAGUAUAUUAUUGCAUUGAAUAUUGUUUCAUGAAAAUGCAUUUGUAUAUUGUUUUAACACUGUAGAUAUUUGGGGCUAUGAUUACAAUAUACUGUAAGUAGAUGUGUUAUACCACAAAAAGUAACCAUAUAUCCUAGAUAAUAUUUGUAUGACUUUUCAGAUCUUCAUUCUGUCAGAAAAAAUGCAACAACUGUAGGCAGAAUAUGCAGUUUUGGCACUGAUCAGUUUUCUAAUGCAACGAUAAUCUUCAUGUUCAGAUUUUUUCUUUGGAAAUUUAACAUUUUGUGAUAGACAAUUUUCACUUUUCAUUUAAUUUGGUAUGUGAUAAAGAUCAUACAAGAUUUUAAAUCAUAUGAUCAAAAUGAAAGAAGGAAGUAACUUAUGAAUGUAUAUUUUUUCUCCUGAAUGACAAACCACAGAAAAAUGUACUUAAUGAUUGAAGUUGCUUGGAAAAGGGUGAAUGUGAGUUUUGUUUUGUGAGACAAAGGGCACAUUGCAUGCCUGAGAUGAGGAUGCUACAUUUCUUUGUGAUGUUUUAUGUUUUUUUUUUAAAGUACUUGUAUCUUGUUUUCCUUGUGCCCAAAAAACAGUUAGGGAAAAGUCACUAACACAUUUCCCUUUGUAAUUUUUUUAAUUUUUUUUUAUUUUUUUAUUUAGGUAACUUUAGGUGUAAUACUGUGGUAAAAAGGCUGUUGCUUUUAAAGUGCUGUGAGAAUCUGACUAAGAUUUAAGUGUGAAUCAAAAUCACAUGAUGGAUGCUGUAGAAUAAUCAUAUCAAAAAGUAUUAGUUUCCAUUGCUUGUUGACAUUCCAUUAUAUUAGAGUGGUGCGGUUGUCUCUUCAUAGUUGCGUGUGUGGGUGCCAUAUGCACAUAUUUAUUGCUUUUAUACACAUACAUAUUAAAAGAAAAUUCAAGCA
Penaeus monodon (black tiger shrimp) is the source of this 7249-nucleotide messenger RNA. Its product is annotated as death-associated protein kinase 1-like. NCBI's taxonomy places the organism in Eukaryota, Metazoa, Arthropoda, Malacostraca, Decapoda, Penaeidae. Bases 112 to 4413 code for a protein of 1433 amino acids. Gene Ontology annotation, biological process: protein phosphorylation; positive regulation of apoptotic process; intracellular signal transduction. The record is from RefSeq and is a predicted model, not a curated record. Gene Ontology annotation, cellular component: nucleus. The transcript is spliced from 30 exons. Gene Ontology annotation, molecular function: protein serine/threonine kinase activity; protein binding; ATP binding.